Molecule: messenger RNA, 359 nt
Organism: Caenorhabditis elegans
Lineage: Eukaryota; Metazoa; Nematoda; Chromadorea; Rhabditida; Rhabditidae
Source: the annotation of a RefSeq genome assembly
AUGGAACAUAUGGAUCACUUUGGAAUUGUGUUCGAUAGCCCGAGAGGUUAUGCACCAGGUCAAACUGUUACUGGGCAGGUUGUUUUGAGAUCCAACGAGCCAAUCACUGCCCGAUUCUUGAAAAUCUGUUUUCACGGUGCUGCGCAUACGAAGUGGAGUGAAGGGGAACGACGAUACAGAACUAAUUGUGAAGGAAAAGAGGAAAGUUAUACUGAAAUUGUGCACUACUCUGCAGAAGUUGACUACGUCUCUGGAGAAACGAUUGCAUGGAGUGCAAGAAAUGGAACUGUAAGUCUUAAAUUGGAAGUGUAAUGUACAAAAGACGAUCUUGAGUAUUUAGUUUCAUGCCUUUAACUUCA